AUGUUCGAACUUAUCAAAUCGAUACCAGCUCACUCAGAUAAAGCAUGGAGCGUUCACUCACAUAGUACAUUGCCCUUGUUGGCUACGGCCCUGAGCGACAAGACUAGUAAAAUCUAUAAGCUCUCUCGUUCCAAAAACUUCCCGCAGAUAGCUAAGUUGGAAGGAACGCAUAAGCGAUCAGUGAGAGCGGUCAAUUUCAAACCACAUUUGAAGCUGACAGAUACAGAGUUCAUUGAUCUUCCAGCUUUGGCGUGUGGCUCUUUUGAUUCGACGAUAUCAAUAUGGGGAAUCGAUGAGCCCGCUGAGUUUUUGGACGUUGAGAAUGAGAUGGACGAAGAUGAAGAGGAUGAGACGGCAGCACAGGCAAAACAAAAGAGAGAAAUAGAUAUACUCACGAGCGCCACAAACGAGUGGAACCUAAUGGCAUUGAUUGAAGGUCAUGAGAAUGAGAUCAAAUCUGUUGCAUGGAACAAAUCAGGAAGGUUUUUGGCGUCCUGCUCCAGAGAUAAGACCGUUUGGAUCUGGGAAACAGAUCCUGAAACACUAGAGGAGUUUGAAUGUGUUGCAGUAUUGAGCGAUCACGAGCACGAUAUAAAACAUAUCACUUGGCACCCAGUGCAAAAUAUCCUUGCAAGCUCCUCCUACGAUGAUACCAUCAGAGUAUAUAAGCAAGACGAUGAUGACGAUGACUGGUCGUGUGUGGGAUUACUCAGUGGUCACCAGGGAACGGUUUGGUGCUCUGCAUUUGAAAAUCCAAAAUCACUCAUAGCAUCAGCAGACAAUUUGAGACUAGUUUCGUGCUCAGACGAUUCAACCGUUCGCAUAUGGGUGAGCCCUGCGCCUGAGGAGCUGAGACAUGAACAAGGAAUACCCAGCUCGAUAAAACACCGCAGUUCUGAAAUGCCCUGGGAGCUCGAAACAGUGCUUCCUCCUGUCCACAAGUAUGCGAUUUAUUCUGUUGAUUGGUCACCCAAGAGCGGUAGGAUAGCCACAGCGGGGGCGGAUGGGCAAAUUGCCGUCUACGUGUUCGAUGGGAAAGAUUGGAAAAUUGACAGCAUUCAGAAAGCUGCUCACGGGGUCUACGAGAUCAACUGUCUCACAUGGUGUACAUUAGAAGAAGGCAAUGAGGUACUUGUGAGUGCUGGAGACGAUGGUUAUAUUAAUAUCUGGGAGGCAUAA
Messenger RNA from Candidozyma auris, 1179 nucleotides. RefSeq names its product iron-sulfur cluster assembly protein CIA1. NCBI's taxonomy places the organism in Eukaryota, Fungi, Ascomycota, Pichiomycetes, Serinales, Metschnikowiaceae. The record is from RefSeq and is a predicted model, not a curated record. The coding region runs from base 1 to 1179 and encodes 392 amino acids. The transcript has a single exon. Gene Ontology annotation, molecular function: protein binding. Gene Ontology annotation, cellular component: cytosolic [4Fe-4S] assembly targeting complex. Gene Ontology annotation, biological process: iron-sulfur cluster assembly.